AUGUCCCAGUUAAACCCAGUUCAUCUGGGGCAGCAGGAUGGGAACCAGCAAGCGGCGCAGCCCGAGAAGGUCGGCUGGGUGCGGAAAUUCUGCGGGAAAGGCAUUUUUCGAGAAAUCUGGAAAAACCGCUACGUGGUGCUGAAGGGGGAUCAGCUCUACAUCUCGGAGAAGGAGGUUAAGGAUGAGAAAAACAUGCAGGAAAUGUUUGACCUGAGCGACUACGAGAAAUGCGAGGAGCUCAGGAAGUCCAAAAGCAGAAGUAAGAAGAACCACAGCAAAUUCACCCUCGCGCACUCCAGGCAGCCUGGGAACACGGCACCGAACCUGAUCUUCCUGGCAGUGAGUCCAGAAGAGAAAGAGUCCUGGAUUAACGCGCUCAACUCAGCAAUCACACGYGCUAAAAACCGCAUCCUGGACGAGGUGACUGUYGAAGAGGACAGCUACCUUGCCCACCCCACACGGGACAGAGCGAAAAUACAGCACUCCCGACGCCCCCCGACACGGGGCCACCUGAUGGCUGUGGCAUCUACCUCAACCUCCGACGGCAUGCUGACGCUCGACCUGAUCCAGGAGGAGGACGCCUCGCCGGAGGAUCACAGCACUUGCGAAGGGAGCUUCCGUGUGGACCUCGAUAAGUCCGUGGCUCAUCUCACUGCUGGCCGGCACCGCUCGGAUUCGGAGAAYGUCAAGUCGGAGAAAGGGCGGACGGGGAGUCUCCCGAGGCGGGAAGUGAGCUCAUGGGACAGGCCAGGGCAGCGCAACGACUCCUUUGACAAAGGGACCAUGUACACUCCGCAGGUCCCCAAAAAGCUCUCGCUCUCGGAAAAGAACAAAUGUGCCUCCAUGGAAGAAAUCCUGUCRCGGCGGGACUCUUCCGCGCACCGGGCGGUGCUGAGGCGGGGGCUGGAGGCUCACUUCGCCUCGGCGGAACCAGAGCAGCUCUCCCGGAUACAAGAACUGGUUGCACUAAAACUGGAAAAAACUCAGGAACUGCUGACGGAGGUGAAGGGCUAUGGGGAAGGCAAGAGAAAGACCAAGGAUUCCACCACCAGCAGCACCACCACCUCUUCAUCCUCAUCAGCCUCCAAGGCAGACUCUGAAAGGAUCCUGCAGGAAUCCGAGAGGUUGCUGGGAGAGGCUUCCUCCACCUGGAGCCAAGCCAAGAGGGUGCUGCAGGAGAUCAAGGAGUUGAGGGACCUGUACAAGCAGUUCGAACUGCAGCAGUCAGACUCGAAACCCAAACAGAGCUCACAGUCUCAGUACAGGAAGAGCAUGAUGUGAAGGCAAGCCUUGGGAUUGGGAGGGAGGGACACGGGCGGGUGGCCRUUUGGACAUUUUUUUAAUUAUUUACAGUGUUCAAAAGAGUAAAAGAGUGCCUGUUCUCACCCAAAUGUGCCCCUCCAAGCUUGAACCCUUUUUUUCCCUCCAUCACCCCGCCCCGAUGAAACAACCUCGUGUUCCAAUGAAUUCUUUCCAUUUAUA
Nothoprocta perdicaria is the source of this 1482-nucleotide messenger RNA. It is a transcript of the gene PLEKHO1, whose product is annotated as pleckstrin homology domain containing O1. The coding region runs from base 1 to 1281 and encodes 426 amino acids. The transcript has 6 exons. NCBI's taxonomy places the organism in Eukaryota, Metazoa, Chordata, Aves, Tinamiformes, Tinamidae. Gene Ontology annotation, biological process: regulation of myoblast fusion. Gene Ontology annotation, cellular component: ruffle membrane; muscle cell projection membrane. The record is from RefSeq and is a predicted model, not a curated record.